AACGUCUUAAGACGUUUAAAGUAUCCCCGUCAUACAGUAGCCUACUACCAUCGAAUCGAGCAUCCCUAUUCUUGCUGCUAAUACUUCGAUCAUAGGCUUUUUUACCGUGCUAUAUACGUAGUUCUACAAAAGGUGUCGGAAUGUCUACCGACAGCAACCCCCAGAAGCCCUUCCGGGUCAUCAUGUGGUGUGUCCCACGGUCUAUUUCAACUGCGAUAACAAAAUGUUUCAGCUUCAUAGACAAUACAAAGAUUUGGUUCGAGCCUUACUGUCUAGCCUUCUUUCAAGACUACGCCAUGAAGUACAUGGGUUUGACGUUGCCGAGGAGUGUGACUAAUUUUGAUGCUGAUGAUUACAUCGCUAGGGUAAAAGCUGCUGUGAAAGGAACACCUCUAGAACACCAACUGAAGCCAGAAAUGAUGGAUCUCUCAAUAUUAUUACGAGACGGCGUCCGGGAGCAGCUGAAUUCCUUACCUGAAGAUCGAUCUAUAUUCUUGAAAGACAUGGCAUACGGCGUCACCAACUUCCUGGAUCUACUCCCAAGCAAAGAAUCCGGCUUCAAACACACCUUCUUGAUCCGUGAUCCUGAGAGGAUGUUCCCGUCAUGGAGGAACCUACUCAUGGCUCAGAUGAAGGCACAUCCGCUUCCGGGUCAGAAACCUAUCGACGAGUCCACCUUUGACCUCACUACAAACCCGGGAUUCAUGAUGCCGGGAUACACCUACAAGUGCCAGUACGAUCUAUGGCUGCACGUCAAGGAACACUUUGACCCGGAACCAGUAGUGAUUGAUAUUGACGAGCUCGUAUCCAACCCCAGAGAGCUCUUACCGAAGUAUUUCGCAGCUUGCGGAAUGCCUUGGGAUGAGAGGCUACUAUCCUGGGAUGCUAGUCCGGCGAUAGCGGGUGAGUGGAAGACCUUGUACCCGAUGGGUAGUGGGGGUGUGACACACCAAAGAGCGUUAGCGUCGUCGUCUUUCCAACCAUCGCGACCAAAACUUCAAAAGGCAGACAUGACACCUGAUGCAAUCAAAGCAAUCGACGAAACCAUGGACUAUUACAAGAAAAUGGCGGCAACUCGAAUCACUUUGGACUAAAACUAGGGCUUUUUGCAGCAAAAUCCGUCUACAAGAAUUUACACGUUGACCUGCCAAAACCAAGUUGAAGGGGAAAAGGUAUAUUUUUGUACACGGCAAAUGGGAGAAUCAUCCACGUCCUACGUCACAAUCUACUGACCAAACUGACCAAUGAACACUAUGAAAUAAAGCCAUUUAUUAUCGACUGGAAUAAUCACGUGGUUACAUACUGUAAGCCUAUACCGUAUAUAAUUAUAUACGGACCAAAUAUCUAUCGGAAUAAUGAACCUAUAUGUCAACUGAUUUGUUUUUCUUCUAUUUUUUUCUGUUCGUUUUCUUUUUCUAAAUAAGGGCUUGUUUGGAUUUCUCGCCUUCUUACUUAUUUUUUAUAUAUAUGUGUAUGUUUUUUUAAAACUUUGUAUGUAAAUCAUGUUAGUCUAUAAUGUAUGUUUCUUUGUAUAAUUAUUGUGAUUGCUUUUUGUUUGCACGGCCAUGCUUAAGAACAGCCAUUGGCUGAAGUAUGCCACCGUGAUAAAAUAAAAAUAAUAAAAAAAUAUAUAUAUAUUUUUUUAAACUUAGAGUAAUCUUUCUUAACGACUUUAUUUUUUGAUUGAAUAACCCCUUUAAACGAUAAAGCUAAGUACAUAAAUACUUGUGAUUGCUUUUUGUUUGCACGGCCAUGCUUAAGAACAGCCAUUGGCUGAAGUAUGCCACCGUGAUAAAAUAAAAAUAAUAAAAAUAAUAUAUAUAUUUUUUUUAAACUUAGAGUAAUCUUUCUUAACGACUUUAUUUUUUGAUUGAAUAACCCCUUUAAACGAUAAAGCUAAGUACAUAAAUAGUACAUACAUAACAUAAUAAUGUAGAUUUUUUUUAAUAGCCCUCAACCUGUAAUACCUCAGUCACACCGCCAAACCGACUCCAAACCUGGCGACCGAUUCUUGGGCGUUUGGUCCCCAUGAAAGACCAGCGGCAUCAUAACGAUACCGCUGAAUAUGGGCUAUCCAGCCGUUUUUUUAAUCUUGUAAUUUAUAAUUUUAUUCGUUAUUGAUUUACUGAAUGCAUGAUGUAUCUUUUAUACAGAAAUAAAACAAACAAACGAACAAACAAACAAAUGUAAUGUUAUGUUUAGUCUGUUGUCGGUCUGGAGUUUGUCUCGUUGGUUUGACUAAGGUAUGAUACCUAAAGUGAAUUCAGAUUGUUGUUUGAAUGCAUUCGAAUAAAGGCAAUCAUUGUUUAA
Molecule: messenger RNA, 2310 nt
Organism: Strongylocentrotus purpuratus (purple sea urchin)
Lineage: Eukaryota; Metazoa; Echinodermata; Echinoidea; Camarodonta; Strongylocentrotidae
Exons: 4
Coding region: 141-1094 (317 amino acids)
Source: RefSeq, a predicted model, not a curated record